GCAACAACCGGCACGAAGCCCCUUAAGCCUUCCACAUCCGCUUUCGUCCUUCCUCUUCCGGUCACGGCGAUAGCAGCUUCAAAAUGGUGCAGCGCCUGACUUACCGACGUAGGUUGUCCUACAACACGGCGUCCAACAAGACCAGACUGUCCCGAACGCCUGGCAACCGCAUCGUGUACCUGUACACCAAGAAGAGGGGCAAAGCCCCCAAGUCAGCGUGUGGCAUCUCCCCAGGAAGACUGCGCGGAGUCCGAGCUGUGAGACCUCAGGUUCUUAUGAGGCUCUCCAAGACCAAGAAGCACGUCAGCAGGGCUUAUGGAGGCUCCAUGUGCGCCAAGUCUGUGCGUGACAGGAUCAAGCGUGCUUUCCUGAUCGAGGAACAAAAGAUCGUCGUCAAGGUGCUCAAGGCGCAAGCACAGAGCCAGAAGUCAAAGUAAAUUGUCUGUUUGUAAUGCCACAAUCAAAAUAAAAAAACACAAAGAAA
Molecule: messenger RNA, 484 nt
Organism: Syngnathus acus (greater pipefish)
Lineage: Eukaryota; Metazoa; Chordata; Actinopteri; Syngnathiformes; Syngnathidae
Gene: rpl34
Product: ribosomal protein L34
Exons: 5
Coding region: 84-437 (117 amino acids)
Biological process (GO): translation
Cellular component (GO): ribosome
Molecular function (GO): structural constituent of ribosome
Source: RefSeq, a predicted model, not a curated record